AGCAUGCGCGCGACCAAAACAGGACGCCCAAGCGAGCGCGCUCAGCGUGUAACCAAAGAAGGCUUUCUGAAAAGGAAGUUUCGUAGCGUAACCUUAAGCCAAGGUGCCGCAUUGAACUGGAAAAUAACCUUACAGGAGAAUUGUUUAAAAUAUAAACAUUUGUCAUGUUUGAGACCCCUCGCAGAUCUGCUACCGUUUUAAAUGCCUGGUCUGGGAGUUUGGAAGACUUACAGCAGCAGGCGCAACCGGUGUCUCCAGUCAGCACAGACAACACAGGCAAGAAAAAGAAAACGAAGCCGCCGCAACGCUCGGUCUCGGUCCCGCAGCUGUUCGCCUUGGAAGAUGCUGCAGACUCGGAGGCCGAGGAAAGGCGAACUGGAGAGAAAUGUCACAUAGAAAGAGACGAUGAAGAGUCGAUCCUUCGGGGUAUAUUUAAAAUAGAAAAAAAGAGCUGCGACGUAGAAUUAAGAGCGAGUAGAUUGGUAUGGACUCCAAUCCAGCCCGAGACCCCUACAGGAACAUCCAAGGCAGGUAUGCUGUUAAAUAAAGAUUAUGUUGAAUUGAAGGAGAUUUUCGCUGUCAAGCUGAAACGUCGCCGUUCUGUGGGCCAGCAGAAAGGAGGGACUCUGCUAGGCAUAACCCUCUUUCAGUGUGUGAAGAAAGGGAAAAAACUAAAGGACCAUGCCAUCCACCUCAGCAACAUGAGUGAGGACCACUGUGAAGUUUGGCUCAGACACUUCAAAGAUAUAUUAAAUGGAUUUCGGAACAGACCAAAGUCCUUGAAAGUGUUUGUGAAUCCAAACAGCCACAGAAAAGAAGCAAAUCAGAUCUACAGUGAGCAGAUUGCACCUCUGUUUAAACUUGCAGACAUCAAGACUGCCACCACUAUUACAGAGUAUAAAGGACAUGCACUUUCAGCUCUUAAAGAAUGCGAUCUGAAAGAAUUUGAUGGUGUGAUCUGUGUUGGUGGGGAUGGUUUUGCCAAUGAGGUGGCCUAUGGUUUACUUCUUCGAGCCCAGAUGGAUGCUGGGAGGGAUACAGACUCCAUCUUCACGCCUGUCAGAGCACCACUUCCUCUCGGCAUAAUACCAGCAGGAUCUACUGAUAUUGUGGCAUAUUCUGUUCAAGGAAUCAGACACCCUUUAACUGCAGCAAUGCACAUCAUUAUGGGCCAUUAUCAGUCAGUGGAUGUUUGUACGUUUAGUACUCACAGCAGGCUGCUUCGUUUUGGCUUCUCAGCUAUGUUUGGCUUUGGUGGGAGGACUCUGGCCUUGGCAGAAAAGCAUCGCUGGAUGCCAUCCAGCCAGCGGAGGGAAUUUGCAGUAAUCAAAACACUGGCAAAUCUAAAGCCUGAAGAAUGUGAAUUAACAUUUUUACCUUUGAAAAAUCCCAAGCAAGAAUCCCAGAAAACCACUAGAAGUAAGCUGAAAAGGGACAGCAGUAAUCAUUUUGAUAAUGUAGACCAAUGGCAAAGCAUCCAGGGUCUAUUUCUGAACAUCAGCAUUAUGGCUAUUCCGUGUCUGUGUUCUAUGGCACCUAAAGGACUGGCACCCGAUACCAGGUUGGAUAAUGGGAGUAUGUCUCUCAUCGCAGUUCGAAACACUUCUAGGGCAGAUUUCAUUAAACACCUGAAAAGAUACGGCAGUUUAAAGGAUCAAUUCAGCUUUCCAUUUGUUGAGACGUACACGGUACAGGAAGUAAAACUUAAACCACGAUCAACAAGUGGAUGGGCUGAUGAUUUGUCUGAAGAAAAUGUCAAGUUUGAUUCAAAACGCACACCCAUGAUUUCCAGUGAAAAAAACUACCCUUGGAACAUUGAUGGAGAUCUAAUGGAGGCAUCAUCAGAAGUCAAUAUAAGAGUGCACCCACGGCUCAUCACUUUGUUUGGGGUGACUACAGAAGAGUUUGAUGAUUCCACAGUGAAAUGCAGCUGUAUUUAAAAAGCCAUCAUAAGAACAACUUAGAAUGUAUGUUAUGUAAUCCCUAGAAAUAAUACCUGAUCUACUAAUUGCACAUGAUUGACCAGAGAGAGAGAGAGAGAGAGACUUGAAAAGGAUGUAGAGCUCUUAACUUAUUGUCUAUAAAAUAUGACAAAUAUACAAACAAUGUACUUUUAUAAAAAAUAAUAAAAAAAAAAAAGCACAGAACAAAUGCUGUUAUUAUAAUACAUUAUCACUACAGGCUCAAUAUAAUGUAUUGCUGUUACUAAUUAAUGUUUUUUAAAUACAAGCAUUUUUAUAUUACACAA
Molecule: messenger RNA, 2248 nt
Organism: Acipenser ruthenus (sterlet)
Lineage: Eukaryota; Metazoa; Chordata; Actinopteri; Acipenseriformes; Acipenseridae
Product: ceramide kinase-like protein
Exons: 13
Coding region: 165-1940 (591 amino acids)
Molecular function (GO): kinase activity
Source: RefSeq, a predicted model, not a curated record